CGCUGCUGCUGCGAUCCGUGCAGCGCUUGGGUCAGGAGCUGAGCAGGAGCAGCAGCAGCAGUGGCAGCCGUUCUGCUGCCGCUGUUGUAACCGUUGGCAGUGCGGGCGCGACUGCAAACACUGGAGCCGUUGCUGCUGCUGAGGCGGUUGCGGCGGCUGCUGUGACUCCACUGGGGUCAGAGGGGCCGGUGGCGGCCACAGCGGUUUCAGCGCUGCGGAAUUGCAUGGCUGUGCUGCAUGACUGGAUCCGGCAGCAAAAGGUGGCGCCUUCGGAGCAGCUAGGAAGGGUGCUGCAAGACAACGUCUCGGACCUGGUGAGGUGCAUCUGCACCGCAGCCUCAACCGCUGCGCCAACGGCCCACAGCAGAGGUCACCUCGCAGGCGCCGCCGACCCAUGGGUCGCCCCUCAGCAGCAAUCGGCGUCAACAGCAGCAGCAGCGGCGGCGGUUGCUGUGCGCGAGGAAGCGAUGCGGUGCUGUACGGAUCUCAUGGAUGCUGUGCCGUACCAUGUACUGCACCCGCUCCGGCAACAGGUUUUGGGCUGCAUCGUACGGGCGUUGGACGACAAUCGACGCAGUGUACGACAACUCGCCGUACGGGCUCGCCGCGUUUGGGCCGACAAAUGAGCGGGGGGCCGUGCAGGCAUCUCGAUGGCUACCCUGGUUUGCAGGUUUAGGAAGGAGCUUACACGUACUACGGCACUUACUGCUGACGACUGAGCUACUGAUAGUUCACAGACUUGGGUUGGCAGCUGCUGCGGCAUGUGUUCUGGUGGUGCUCUGACGUGUUGCUGGCCCCAUUGCUGGCAGGGUUUAAGACUCCUGACGUCUGGGCCCCAUUGCCUCCACACAUACUGAUUUGCCCAUCGGGUCCCGUUGAACGGGUGCACUGUGCCAUGGGUGUUGGCUGGUACACGAGGGCUCAUGAUACGAGGGCUUAUGAGGAGGGGCGUGCGUGGCCUGCUGCAUAGGCUGAGGGUUGAGAGCGGAGUCUUGUUGGUUGCCCUUGGUUUCCUUGGCCACUGUACGGGGGUCAGUCGAAUCCGGGUAGAGCAAACGCCCAUGUUCUGCGUGUAAAGCAGCUGUUUGUGCUCAUCGUGCGUCCCAUGUACUUUCAGCAAAUGUACUGAGCUAGGGAGCACCCAACAUGAGGAGAUAUCAACCCGCCCGGCCGUCAGGGCGGUGAGUCCAGGGCCGUGCUGUGCUUGUACAGCAGUGGACGUAACCUGCGAAGCGCCUGCCUCGAAGUUCAUUGGUAGUCAGGUGUGAGCUGUGUGAGCUAUUCGUAGUGUGAAGUAAUCACUCAUGCAGCGCUGUACACUGAACUCACCCCACCGACGGCCGGCCGGGGAUCGCAAGGGU
Molecule: messenger RNA, 1361 nt
Organism: Astrephomene gubernaculifera
Lineage: Eukaryota; Viridiplantae; Chlorophyta; Chlorophyceae; Chlamydomonadales; Astrephomenaceae
Source: the annotation of a GenBank genome assembly